AUGUCUGGUCACCAUCAGCACUCUGCCACAGUGAGGAGGAGGAGGUGGGGAGUUUUAAGGCAGCAGUGGAAGCUUCUGGGCUUGUUUGAGAUCGAUCAGCAGCAUGAGUUCUACAGCCUGACCUGCAUGAUGAAGGAAGGAUUGGCAGCAGCCAUCCAAAACACCAUUGACAACGCAACUACAAAUGAAUUGUCAAAUGAUGAUUUCAGAUUAGAAGUAACUCAAAUUCAUAAGGAUUUUACAAUGGAGACAUUUGCGGGCCCUGUUUUUGCCAGCCUACGUUGCUCUUUAGGCAUGACAGAGCAGGAGUAUCAGCAGUCACUCUGCUCUGAAAACUGCUACCUCCAGUUCAUCAGCAACUCCAAGAGCAAGGCCGACUUCUUCCUGACAAAUGAUAAGCGCUUCUUUUUGAAGACCCAGAACAAUAGGGAAAUCAAAUUCCUUCUUGCCAACCUGAAGAUCUACAUGGAACAUCUGAGGAAAUACCCCCAUUCACUGCUGGUCAAGUUCCUAGGUGUUCACAGGAUCAAAAUCCCAAACAGACGGAAGAAAUACUUCAUUGUUAUGCAAAGUGUGUUUUAUCCAGAUGAUCGAAUCAAUGCCAGGUACGACAUUAAAGGCUGUGAGGUCAGUCGUUGGACAGAGCCAUCAGCAGAGGGAAGCCCUAUUGUUGUGGUUCUCAAAGAUCUCAACUUUGAAGGCCAGUUCAUCACUCUGGAUCAGCAGCGUCCCUGGCUCCUGCGACAGGUGGAGAUCGACACACACUUACUCUGGAGGCUCAAUGUGUUGGACUAUAGUCUCCUCCUGGCCCAUCAACCAUUACACCAUGAUGAGCGCCAUCACAGUCUUUCCUUUGCAAAUUUCAUCAUGAGAGCCAAAAGAUCUGUGAAUCCAGGUUCCAGCCCUGUCCACACAGGUGUAGUUUCUGUCCCCGGGGAAAUCCCAGGUGAUGACUCCAUCUUACUUUUAUCUGAAACGGAUGGCGGGUGUUUGAAGAAACUACAAACAGGAGAUGCAUCAAGUGGUAACAACUUUGAAAUGUGCCAAAAGCAUGCUGGGCCAGGCAGUGAUGCUACUGAGCUUCCUGACUUCAGGGCCCAAAACCGACGUUUACUGCCCAACUUAAAGAAUCCUCUGCAUGUCAUUGAUGGGCCGGAGCAGCGCUACUUCAUCGGCAUCAUUGACAUUUUCACAGUUUACAGUUUUAAGAAGAGGCUGGAGCAUUUGUGGAAGAGGCUGAGACAUCCGGGCCGGUCUUUCUCCACAGUCAGUCCACAGAUUUACUGCCUCAGGCUAUGUCAGUGGGUACAGGACCAUACCAAGUAG
Xiphias gladius (swordfish) is the source of this 1326-nucleotide messenger RNA. It is a transcript of the gene pip5kl1, whose product is annotated as phosphatidylinositol-4-phosphate 5-kinase-like 1. The record is from RefSeq and is a predicted model, not a curated record. Gene Ontology annotation, molecular function: phosphatidylinositol kinase activity. The transcript is spliced from 9 exons. Bases 1 to 1326 code for a protein of 441 amino acids. NCBI's taxonomy places the organism in Eukaryota, Metazoa, Chordata, Actinopteri, Istiophoriformes, Xiphiidae. Gene Ontology annotation, biological process: phosphatidylinositol metabolic process.